CCGACGCCGACGACGCGCCGAGACGGUUCUCUGUUGUUGCGUUGUACUCGCGCCGUACACUCUGUUGCUUAGUGUACGGGACGACGACGGCGGCGACGGCCGACGCGAACGGGCACGACGCUUUUUAAUGAUGAUGGUAUAUCAGUUCGUCGUGGUCCGCUACUACGCCGCGACCGUAUCGGCGGUCGCCACCGGGUGAUUGGCCGGACGACGUCGACGAGGACACCUGAGAUAAUAACAAGCUGUACCGGCACACUGUAUACCGGAAGUCCGGGGUCGUCUAGCUACCGUUGCGCCGGAAACGCGAUAUCCACGCGGUCACGACGGCCACCGCCGUCGCCUCCUCACAGUACAGAUGCUCUUGGCGCAUCUAGAUGGGGUCUCAAGAGAGCUUAGCUACAUUUCAAUAACAGUAAUAUCGGCAUUCGGUGCGACCAGCGUGUCCGUUGGGAUGUGACGCCGGGUGGACGAGAGCAUCGUGCGCGUGAUUAGCUGGGUAGCUGGGUGUGCUAUGCUAGCCGCCCGCAACGUUCUGCUCCUGUUGGUGGCCGGUUCCUUUAUCGCCUCGACGGUCCUCGCGCUACCGCAAGACAGAGUCACAGAGAGAAAAUUUGGUGACAAAUGCGAAUCCAACGACGACUGUCAUUUCAACGGGUCAAUAUGUAGAAUUGACCGGAGCAACAAAAAGUGUCUGUGUCAACCCGAAUUUGAGGCCACCAACCACAUAGACAAAUGCGGACACAACGUAGCGAUUAACAAACCAUGUUUUUUCAACGAGCAAUGUGAGAACCUCGUAUUCCAAACAGAGUGCAGAGAUGAUGUUUGCUCUUGCCGGUUCGAGAGGACUCCGGUGUUUCAAACGGAUGGAUCAGUCCAAUGUAUUGCCAAGAACAAUUCCAACUCCGAACCUUAUACUGAUCCAGCAAUGCUGUGCGUGUUGGCUGGGAUGUGUUUAAUGUUCAUAAUUAUAUGCGUAGUACUGAGAUUGUUUAGCAAGGCACGUUGGAGAGAAAACCGUACGAUAUUCAACACGCCCAACCCGAGAUUGAUGAACGUGUCGCUACUGAGAGACAACAAACCACCGCCCGGAGCAGCCGGCGAACGUAGAGGUAGCAAAUCCAGUACAAAGACCCAUUCCCCUUCGAGACAACCAAGCAUGGCCUCGUUGAAGCCCCAUUCGCCUUCUUUAGGUCGCGGAGUUCGGGGCAACAACAACGGCGGAAACGCAGAAACCAUAAGGUCUCCGACGACCAAAAGUCCUGUGGCACUUCCGGCGGAACCAAAACCAUCUGUGGCUGUGGACAUACAGCCCGACGUGUGAAUCUUGACAUCGAACAAUAUAACAAUAUAAUAUGCCUGCGUCGCGUAACGGUGUAUUCAAUGCUUAAAACAGGUGUCAGGACAUCGCAGACAAUGAUUUUAUUUUUAAACAAAGUUAUUCUUCUUCUUUCUACUUUAUCCGCAAAUGGGCUUGAUUGCUUUUGGGACCACGGCUAAUGGUUUAUUAAUUUUUCAAUAAUAUUCGAACAUAAUAAUAAUAAUAAUAUGUAUCUAAACAUAAUAUAAUGUUAUUAUAAUUAUAUUACAUUAUUAUGAUUUUUAAACAUCUCUUUAAAAAAAUAUAUAUAUUUAUAAUAUAUAUCGAUAAAUCGCAAUGACUGCGUGCUAUAUUUUUAAAAUUAUUUUAAUACUUGGAACUCACGAUGCUUAGAAUACGUAGAACGAAGCACUUGGCAAUAUUAGCCGAGAGCUAUAUUCUUCACACAGUAAAAAUAUUUUACAACAUGAAUUUGUAUUACUUAAAUAUUUAAAAUAAUAAAAUAAU
Molecule: messenger RNA, 1825 nt
Organism: Acyrthosiphon pisum (pea aphid)
Lineage: Eukaryota; Metazoa; Arthropoda; Insecta; Hemiptera; Aphididae
Product: EB domain-containing julius seizure protein
Exons: 8
Coding region: 512-1321 (269 amino acids)
Source: RefSeq, a predicted model, not a curated record